This is a messenger RNA of Erinaceus europaeus (western European hedgehog), 7398 nucleotides long. It is a transcript of the gene MICAL2, whose product is annotated as microtubule associated monooxygenase, calponin and LIM domain containing 2. The record is from RefSeq and is a predicted model, not a curated record. The transcript has 26 exons. Gene Ontology annotation, molecular function: protein binding; FAD binding. The coding region runs from base 274 to 3987 and encodes 1237 amino acids. Lineage: Eukaryota; Metazoa; Chordata; Mammalia; Eulipotyphla; Erinaceidae.
UCAGCCUGGCCGGCCCGCGUUACAGCCGCGUCUCUGCCGGCUCCUGCGGGGUCGCCGCGCCCGCCCCAGCCCCGCCGCCCCAGGCCAAGGCGGGAGCUGCCCGCGCGCUUCUCGGAACAUGGCAGCCUGCGUGUGGCUCAUCCUGGAAGGAGGUGACCUUGGCCAUUGCGAUGCCUAAGAAUCAAGGCUGACCCUCCCCGACUGCUCCCUGGCAUGUGCCUCCGUCUUCUCCCCGUCACUGCUCCUGUCACUGCUCCGUGUGGCUUCUGAGACAUGGGGGAGAACGAGGACGAGAAGCAGGCCCAGGCCGGCCAGAUCUUUGAGAACUUCAUCCAGGCCUCCACGUGCAAAGGUACCCUCCAGGCCUUCAACAUCCUCACGCGACACCUGGACCUGGACCCUCUGGACCACAGAAACUUCUACUCCAAGCUCAAGUCCAGGGUGACCAGCUGGAAGGCCAAGGCUCUGUGGUACAAACUGGACAAGCGCGGAUCCCACAAGGAGUACAAGCGAGGGAAGUCAUGCAUGAACACCAAGUGUCUGGUCAUCGGAGGAGGGCCCUGCGGCUUGCGCACCGCCAUUGAACUCGCCUACCUGGGAGCCAAAGUCGUCGUCGUGGAGAAGAGGGACACCUUCUCCCGGAACAAUGUGCUGCACCUCUGGCCUUUCACCAUCCAUGACCUGCGGGGUCUGGGAGCCAAGAAAUUCUAUGGGAAGUUCUGUGCUGGCUCUAUCGACCAUAUCAGUAUUCGUCAGCUACAGCUCAUCCUCUUCAAGGUGGCCCUCAUGCUGGGAGUGGAGAUCCACGUGAAUGUGGAGUUUGUGAAGGUGUUGGAGCCUCCUGAAGAUCAAGAAAAUCAAAAAAUCGGCUGGCGGGCAGAAUUUCUCCCUGCAGACCACACUCUGUCGGAGUUUGAGUUUGAUGUCAUCAUCGGCGCUGAUGGCCGUAGGAACACCUUGGAAGGAUUCAGAAGGAAAGAAUUCCGCGGGAAGCUGGCCAUUGCAAUCACUGCCAACUUCAUCAACAGAAACAGCACUGCGGAGGCCAAGGUGGAGGAGAUUAGCGGAGUGGCUUUCAUCUUCAAUCAGAAGUUUUUCCAGGACCUUAAGGAAGAAACAGGGAUCGAUCUUGAGAACAUUGUUUACUACAAGGACUGCACUCACUACUUCGUCAUGACUGCUAAGAAGCAGAGCCUGCUGGACAAAGGAGUCAUCAUUCAUGACUACGUUGACACGGAAAUGCUGCUGUGUGCGGAGAACGUGAACCAGGACAAGCUGCUUUCCUACGCCCGAGAGGCCGCAGACUUUGCCACCAACUACCAGCUGCCAUCUCUGGACUUCGCCAUGAACCACUACGGGCAGCCGGACGUGGCCAUGUUCGACUUCACCUCCAUGUACGCCUCUGAGAACGCGGCCCUGGUGCGCGAGCGCCAGUCCCACCAGCUGCUCGUGGCCCUGGUGGGCGACAGCUUGCUCGAGCCCUUCUGGCCCAUGGGCACAGGCUGUGCCCGAGGCUUCCUGGCAGCCUUCGACACGGCUUGGAUGGUGAAGAACUGGAACCAGGGCACAUCCCCCCUGGAGGUGCUGGCUGAAAGAGAGAGUCUUUACCGGCUGUUACCUCAGACCACCCCGGAGAACAUCCACAAGAACUUUGAGCAGUACACACUGGAUCCGGGCACGCGGUACCCAAACCUCAACUCCAGCUGUGUCAGACCCCAUCAGGUGCAACACUUGUAUGUCACCAAGGAGCUACACCGGUUCCCUCUGGAGAGAAUGGGCUCGAUGAGAAGACCCAUUGGCCUCUCCAGGCAAGAAUCCGACAUCCGACCCAACAAGUUGCUAACCUGGUGCCAGCAGCAGACCGAGGGCUACCAGCACGUCCGUGUUACCGACCUGACCACAUCCUGGCGGAGUGGCCUGGCCCUGUGUGCCAUCAUCCACCGCUUCAGGCCAGAGCUGAUUAAUUUUGACACUUUGAAUGAAGACGAUGCUGUGGAGAACAACCAGCUGGCGUUUGACGUGGCCGAGCGAGAGUUCGGCAUCCUGCCAGUGACCACAGGCAAAGAAAUGGCGUCCGCCCAGGAGCCCGACAAGCUGAGCAUGGUCAUGUACCUCUCCAAGUUCUACGAGCUCUUCCGGGGGACUCCCCUGAAGACCGUGGAUUCCUGGGGCAAGAACUACCGAGGAAAUACUGAUCUCAGCUUGACCAAGGCAUCCAUUCCUCAUAAUUAUCUCAAUCUCACACUGCCACGGAAGAGAACGCCGCGAGUGGACGGCCAAACCCAGGAGAAUGAUGUGAACAAGCGGAGGCGGAAAGGCUUCAACAACCCGGACGAGACAGGAGCUCCCGGCGGACUCCUGUCCUCCCCUGGUGAAGCUCGAGAUAGGGAAGGGAAGAGAUGUAUAGAGGGGGAGAUGCUGCCAUCCACGGAGCUCCCGUGUGGUGCUGACGGCCCCGGCCCAGUCUUCACAGAUGGGAGAGAGUGUGCCCUGCAGCCUUCAGCUUUUUCCAGCCAGAGGUUGGGUUCCAUCCAAGAUGGUGGCAGCAGUAAAGAAGGUGGAAAUCAGAACAAGGUCAAGUCCAUGGCCAACCAGCUGCAGGCGAAGUUUGAGGAGAACUCUCGGAACCCCACGGUGCAGAAGCAGAGCGGCUCAGGAAUAGGUAAGCCUGUUCAGCACUCUUCCUCUGACCCUCCUGUUAACUCUCACUGUCCCGAGCUGGAGAAGCCCACACCCAGCCCAUCACCUCCUCUGAAAAGGCAGAUGGCCCCAGUAGUUGUGACAGGGCACGUGCUCCGAGAGCUGAAGCAGCUGUCUGCUGGUGGCGAGGGCCCAAGCAGGCCCUGGAGAGCCCGCGCCAAGUCUGACCUUCUGCCAGGCCAGCACCCCUCUGCUCCGCCCCCCACCUGCCAGGGGGCUCUUGCCCUCUCGGGGGUGCUGCGGAGGCUGCAACAAGUGGAGGAGAAGAUUCUCCAGAAGAGGGCGCAGAACGUGGCCAGCAGGGAGUUUCACACAAAGAACAUUAAGGAGAAGGCGGCGCACCUUGCCUCCAUGUUCGGACACGGAGAAUUCCCUCAGAAUAAGCUUCUCUCUAAAGACCUGUCUCAGUCUCCUCCUCCGACUUCUCCCUCCUGCCUCCCAUCUCCUGACCCAGCUGCUACUUCCUCUCCAGCUACUGUGGACUCUGUUUCUCCCACCAGAAAGCUGACGGUAGGGAAAGUGUCCAGCGGCAUAGGGGCAGCGGCGGAAGUCCUGGUCAAUCUGUACAUGAAUGAUCACAGACCCAAGGCCCACAGCACCUCUCCAGAUGUGGAGUCUCUGCGAAGGACGGUUUCCGUGAACCUGGGCGGCAGCAGCGCCUGCUACUUCUGUAAGAAGCGUGUGUAUGUGAUGGAGCAGCUGAGCGCCGAGGGCCACUCCUUCCACCGAGAAUGCUUCCGCUGCAGCCUCUGCGACGCCUCCUUGCGACUGUCCGCUUACGCCUUUGACGGCGAGGAAGGCAAGUUUUACUGCAAGCCUCACUUCCUUCACUGCAAAACCAACAGCAAGCAGCGCAAGAGACCAGCAGAGCUGAAGCAACAGAGAAAGGAGGAGGGGACGUGGAAGGAUCAAGAACCGCCCCGCCGAGACCCUGCCCCGGAAAGCUCUUGUGCUGUGGCCAGCAUCGGCACCCCUGAAGGCAGCGCCCCAGGUAUCACCACUUCCUCCCUUAGGAGGGCGCUCGGCUGGCCACUCAGGGUGGCCUGGGGCCUGUGCCACUUCCCCCGGAGGCUGCUUACCUGGAUUCAGGGACUCCUGCGCGCCACCGGCCUCCACGUCAGGGACAAUGCCCACAACUACAGCUACACAUACGAGCUCCUGAGCCUCGGGCUGCCUCUCCUCUGGGUGUUCUCGGAGGUCCUGGCCUCCAUGUACGAGGAGUCCCGGGAGGCCCUCGAGAGCGUCCGCAUCUGGCUGCUCCGAUGCCUCCCCGUCAAGCCCCACUGACACACGGCCGCCCCCAGGGCCUUAACAUUUCCAGCGCAGAUGGUGCAGCGGCAGCUCUCUGGGACGCUGGCUGGGGAGCCCAGCACCCUUCCCGUUAGUGCAAAGCCAGAGCAGCGGUUCACACUGUUCACCUGCUGCUGGCCUUGUCAGGGAAAUGAACAGCCUGUCCACAGUGCUGAGGCCUGCACCACCGGAAGCUUGCUUUUGGUAUACGUGUGUGUGUGUGUGUGUGUGUGUGUGUGUGUGUCUGUGUGUCUGUGUGUGUGUGUUUAGCUUUGUCCUUUUUUUUUUAUAUACCAAAGUGAGCCAUGUUUCUGGGUUUACAUUUCAAAUUUUUAGGUUUUUUUUUGAGUAGUCAAGAGAGAGCAUUUUUUUUUAUCCCUGAGCAUCAGUUUUUCUAAACACAGGUAUAACAAAGCCCCCCCCCCCCCCCCGUCAUGCACAUCACUGCUGCCAUCACGGGGACAGUGCCUUUCCUUUUAUGUCUCUGAAUGCCACUUGUCCACAGUGGCAGUUCUUUGCAGUUUAAAAGUGUCACAGUCUUAGCUGAAAAGACUAGAGGGUCAGCAUAGACUUUCAGCAAAGAAGGUGCAUGGGAGCAUCAUGUGUGAUCGUCACGUUGAUCAUCCCCUGGAGGGGAGGGAGAACUGUUUACUCCCUCAAUCUGAAGUCAAAUUGUAGCUUAAAGAUUUUCCUUGGGCUGUCACAAGUAGAUGACCAUAGCACCAUGGGAUUUCAGCCAGAUUGCUGCAGACAAACGUUUUUCCUUCCCACUAAAGGGCAGUAAGAGCCCACGGGCCCCCAGCCACAGACAGCUCCAUCCAGCCAGUGCAGAGCAGCAGUGGUGAGUGGCCCAUCUUCCUCUUGGCCCCCAGUGCAGGCUCUCAGCUAAGCCAUGACAGCUCCAGUCUCUCCUGGUCAGCCUGAGGGAAAGACCUACCAGCUCUCCCUCAGUGAACUUUGAGACCAAGAGCUUUUGGGAGCACCUCAGGGUCCAGAUUCUGGGAAGCUUGACAUGCCAGUGAGCAUGGCUUGCAGACACUGAGCUGCCAAACCUAUUCGGUCAAAACAGACAGAAAUCAUUUAUGUUCACACUGUUCAAGCAACGGAGUGUGUCUGCUCUCCAGAGGGAAGCUCCUUUCUGUCUUGACUGGCUGGGAGGCUGAGAGUGGAAUUAUCUACUGAGUGAUGUAGAAAUAUAUCCCAGGAACAGCCUAACCAGAUGCUGGUCUAACCAUGUUCUUCACUCCGGGCAGUUGAAGGAGCUCACAGCACCUGGCCCUUUCUCCUUGGAGCUAGUUCAGCCUCCAGGCCUGGCUGAACAAUGGAGAGGGUGAUGGGAAGAGUCUUCCGUCACAUACUCAGUAUGUCUAGAGAACUGCAGGUCGGAGACAGCUUUACGCCUUUGGAACCCAAGAGCUUUCCUCUAGACUAAGUAAGGGAAGAGCUCAUAUAGGUCAGGAGUUCAGACUCUUUUUUUUUUUUUUUUUUUUUUUAGUUAUUAUCUUCAUUUAUUGGGUAGAGACAGAAAUCGAGAGGGAAGGGGGUGAUAGAGAGGGAGAGAAGCAGAGAGUGACACCUGCAGCCCUGCUUCACCAUACGCAAAGCUUUCCCCCUGCAGGUGGGGACCAGGGACUUGAACCUGGGUCCUUGCACAUUCUAACAUAUGCGCUCAACCAGGUGUGCCCCCACCCGGUCCCGUGGAGUCCAAACUCUUGAGAGCUUUGAGAUCACAAGUUCCUACAGGACAGGGAGAAGAGGGUGAAGCCCUUGGGGCAGUCAGGGGCCAAGUGUGGAGGCCAAGUUCAUGAAAACUGGUCCUUGCUUUGUCCUUGAUGCGAACUCUUCUCAGCCCGGUGACUUGCGUGGUGUUUUCCCAGACUUCCCAAGGUGCAGUGGGCCCUUGACUGACUGAUGUUUGACUCUAGAAAGUCGGUUCCCUAGGUCACGCCAGAGAAACAGGUGUGGGCCCGUUACUGCUAUCAGCAGCUCUGGGAGGACCAAGAGGCUUUGUGGAAUGACCCAGGAAGCCAGCUUGAGUUCUCUGAGAAUGCCAUCCGUAACUGUCAGGAGGCUGACUUGAAUGUCUCUGAUGAGACAGGGUGUGCCUGUCAAAACCCUGAGAUGUUUAUGUACCCCGAGACCUUGAACCUUCCUGGUGGGCACGCCAAAACACAAGGACGGGGAGCCCCCGGGGUGAAAAAUAGGCCUAGAGGCUCAGUUGACCCAGAGAGAUGAAGGGUGCUUCUGAAUGAAGUGCAGUGGAGAGGUGUCGCUUGUCAGUGACAGGCCUCUACUCUUUUUUUUUUUUUAAAUGAUUUCAUUUUGAUUUACAAAAUCAGGAGCUAACAGGGGUAGAACCCCAUAGUGUUCCCACCACCAGCGUUCUGUGUCUCCUUGCCUUUAUUGGAAACUGCAGUGGUCCUCCCAAAGAUGUCUGCCCUUUACCUAAGUGACAGGUCGACGCCCGAAAGGUUUGUGUGUCCCGAGAAAGCGUCGAUCUGUUAGGGGGCUAAGUUCCCCCUUUUAAAAUGGUUGCCUUAUUACCAACACCUGUGCCUUGCUCAGCUGCCAGUCAUUGUCUUUUUCUCCUCAGAUUAAAUUCUUUUCUCCAUCUCUCUCUCUCUCUCUCUUUCCCACUCCGCACUGUGGCCGUCAGUUCAUUUCAGCCUUCCAGUGCUACACCCACUUCUCGGCUGACACCCUUCUGCUCUGAGGUGACUGGUUCUCGUGCCAAUUUUCAGAGAGUGGUACUAACCCCUAACCCGCUUCUCCGUGCCUGCCGUGCGUCUUUCCGCGCCAUGGUACUGGUUGUGCUGUGAACGCCUUGCAUACUAACGGACUCGUUGGGUGGCAUGGUGGGUUAACAGCGUGGGGAGGGCGUGUCCCUCCGGGAAGUCACGUCUGACUCUGCUGACCUCUGAGCCUGCUGCCCGGUCCACACCAGGUGCAUGUCCCACCUCCCCGCUCCCCUGCCGCCUGCCUGCAUGUGAGCACGCUUCUGUGAUUGCACUGACAGAGCUCCUGAAGGGGCUGGCCUCAGCUGCGAGGCGGCACCACAGAGAGGCUAUGCGGCCUUUGGAAAGAACUCUUGUUGUCUAGCUAGCCGUUGAGAAUGCAUGUUGCAUCUGUCCAGAUGGUUCCGAUGCAGAUCACAGUGAUGUCGUGGAUCAAAGCCAAGGGCAGUUGUUUGGGGAGGGAUUUGAAAGCCUCACCCCGGGCCUCAUCCCCAGUUUCGAAUUUUGAACGCAUAACCGUGAUUUUCCAGCCGACCUCUCCUCUGACUCGGCCUGCGCUACAGACCCGAGGCUUUCGCUGGGGCUCUUGUCUCUCUUAGCUCCGAACACACCACAUGGUCCAGUGGCUUCUGCUGGACAGAUCCUCACCACAGGCCAGGAGGGGUUGAAGACU